AUGGAAUCUGUUUCUAACAACGAGUAUGCAGCUACAAGUUCUCAAACUCAAAUUGGAAGUACCAAUUACAUUAGAGGACGAGAAUUGCUUACCCACUUUGCCAACCUCACUAACCAAGACCGUCGCAAGACCAUCGUCCAGAAUAGAUCUUCGCCUGAGUCAUCGUCCUCCCCAAAUUCUGCCUCAAUGUACUCUCAGUCCGGCUCAAACCCCAUCGGAAGCAGUGGCGGUAGUAAUAAUAAUAACAGUGAAGAUCUGCGUGCAUGUUCCGAGAUCUAUUCAGCUAUUCUGAGCAGUCAGCAAAGCGGUAGCGGCAUCGAUGACCGUCACAGAUUGCGACCCGUGUCCUUUAGUUCACCUACAAGACAUCUUAGUGAACCUGCUACUGCAGCUGUCAGGCGAUCUCCUAAUGGCGUGCUCAAUGCUCUGCGUAAUGGUGCCUCUGUGGAUGUUCGAAGGCAGGAUAAGGAACAGCAAUUUAUGGCUACAGAGGAUCCAUCAGAUCGAACUCCGCGUUCCUGCCGCACCUCCCCUUCUAUCCCAACGAAGUCGUCCCUCCACCACCAUCAGCAGCAGCAGCAGCAGCAUUAUCACCAUCACUCUCAAUUAGACCCCAUGUCCUCCUCUUCGCCCAACUCCUCUCUCAAUGGCCUCGACCACCACCAAUCGACGUCCUCCGCCCUAUCUCCCCCGGCAUUGGUGCCGUCACCAGCUGUGUUUUCGUUAACUCAAUCUGAACUGCAGGAGCUUAUGCGUAAAACCAGCGCCACAAUUCCGGCCGUGAUUUCGGCUGAGGAAAUAAAAAAGGCCAACAACUCGAGCCAGUUGUACCUCCUCGUGCCCAGCAACUAUCCCGUCAUAAUGACCUGCUCGACAGUGGGCAGUGGCGGCGUGCACCAAUCCGACGCCAGCGGAGACAGGGCCUCGGUGACAGCCACCACAACUACUACAACGGCGGCAAUUUUAGGCGAAUCGCUAGCCGCAGUAACCGAUGGCAACCAGCGCGCACUAUUGGAGCGAUUUCAGCUGUCAUCCGCCACCGCCUCGCCCCGCCCCCCUUCACCGCAGGCCUCCUCCGAGCAGGUCACUGUCUCCUCGUUGAGGGCGCCUCGGAAGAAUAGCACCAACAUUCCUCCCAUGCUGCUGCAGUCUUUGAAGGACGUUGUUCCAUCGCUCGCUCUCAGAGGCUUGGACAUUCUCGAUGGCAGCGGUAGCACGGCAGCCACCGGUUCUGCCGGUGGUGGCGGCGGUGGGAACACCCUCCCUCACCUGUCCUCCCUUGCUCUGGCCUACGGGUUUUCUCCGGGUGAGACGAAUCCCUCAUCUACCACCGCCCCAAGUGUAGUCAAUUUAGACGACCACCUCACUUCUCGUUCCCCCGGCAAGAAAGGCUCCCUACACCCACCUCCCCCCUUGGAGCCAGCAUCCCUGAUCAUCUCCCCAUCUCACGGCGUGUCUCCGGACCUCGCGUCCCGCGGACCUCUUCUUCUCGAGGACUACCGCGGUGCCGAGAUGAAGAUCAAACCGCCACCACCUGCCGACACUGGAAUUUGCUCUGACGGCCUAUUGAGCGCCGACUCCAAUGGCAGCCGCAAUGUGGAAGUGACGGCGGCGGCUGUGGCGGCUGCGGCUGCGGCUGCGACCUUGCAAACCGACAGUCCCGUCUCUUGCCUGGUGACGGUUGGCCGUUCAAGCUUCUCGCAAGUCAGCAUGACUGGUUUUUCAUUGGCACUUUUUUUCCUCGACUGUUAUCCAGUUGCCGUCACCAUCGAUUGCUGUAAAACUCUACGUUUUUCCGGUAAUCCUACUCUCCGCUCCCCUGUUUCUCGUCUCGCAAUUGCCUUUACUUUCAUCAAGACGCAUCUAGCUCACCCGUCGUCUUUUAUUUGUGGUCGGCCGUGUUUCGAGUUAGCUGAGGAGUCCCGAAAUUAUCCAGUCUUCUUCCCCUCAAACGAGUCUCCGCCAACACGGAAUUACAUGGGCCGAAUGGGCGGCGGCGGCGGCGGUGUCGGAGGCAGCCAAGGCAAUCAAAGCGGUGGAAACGGCGACUCCAAGGACAUCCGGCGCCGAGUUAGCCAUAACGAAGUUGAGCGGCGACGAAGGGACCGGAUCAACACGUGGAUCGCCGAACUGUACAAACUCCUGCCCCCCGAACAGCAGGCGAAAUCGCAAUACCAAAGCAAGGGCGUUGUCCUUAAGCGUGUCUGUGAAUACUUUCAGAAUUACGACGCCAACAUGAAGACGGUAAGCCUCUUGCACGACCACGACCUCUCCAGCCUCCUUGUGCAGCCCACUGACUUCAAUGAACCCGAUCAACUUCGCCUUGCAUUGCUUAAGUCUUCUUUUUUUACUUCAAUACUUCCCUCAGCACUGCGUGAGCAGAACGCAGUCUUCAAGCAGGAGAUUUGUCGACUGACUCGCGAGAACCACAUCCUCCGGAACAGUCUGAAUGUGCAUUUCCAACAGCAGCCACCACCACCGCAGCAGCAGCAGCAGCAAAUGCCCACCCAGGUUGCCGCAGACGAGUCUCCCGGGGUCGUCGUCUCGUCGGGUCUCGCCAACCCCGCCACAGCGCAGCCACCGCAGCCAUCACAUACCAAAACCAGUGACCACAUCCUCCCGUCACCGCCCAAGCGCCCCCACUUCACCUCGGAGUAG
This is a messenger RNA of Mesocestoides corti, 2658 nucleotides long. NCBI's taxonomy places the organism in Eukaryota, Metazoa, Platyhelminthes, Cestoda, Cyclophyllidea, Mesocestoididae. The record is from the annotation of a GenBank genome assembly.